AUGCACGAUAAAUUAUAUUGUCAAACCGUCGGAAUUUGUCUCAAUCUUGGGCUAACUGAAAAAGUCAUUCAGCCAAUUAUGUCAUCGUCCGCUGUACAGAAGCAGCAUCAGAAAAUCCUCCGCAACCUCAUGAAACUCCCUUCAAACAAGAAGUGCGCUGAUUGCGGAGAACAAUGUGCAGUUCAAGUCGACACAACAAACGCUAUUUUCUUAUGCUCAAUUUGCUCAGGCAUUCACCGUGAAUUCGGCUUCCGUAUUAAAUCAGUUUCAAUGGCUACAUUCACACCAGAAGAAAUUCAGAAACUUCAGGCAACAAACAAUGAUGAAUUCAACAGAGUUUGGAUGGCUAAGUGGAAGGCUUCAGAAGAUCCUUUCCCAAUCAGAGAUGAUGCCAAUUACAAUUCUCGUAACAACUUCCUCAAGCGUAAAUACGUUGACAAGCUUUGGUAUUCCAAGAAGGCUGCUAUGGAGGCCGCCCCAGCUCCUCAACCAGCUGCUCAGUCUCCAGCACCACAGCCAGCUCAACAGGCUCCACAGCAGGAUAUCUUCGGAUUCGGCACUCCAGCUCCUCAACCAGCUGCUGCUCCAGCUCAGCAGGCAUGGUCCCCAUUCGGUGGCCAGCCAGCUGCUGCUCCAGCUGCUCAACCAGCUCAGCCAAAGAAUGCUCUCGAUGAUUUACUCGGCCCAGCUCCACCACAGCAGGUCCAACAACAGAAUAACCGUAACGACAUCAAGUCUCUUCUCGACAUGAUGGGACCAGCUCCAGCUCAGCCAAAGCAGAAUAAUGCCGCUAUGUUCGGAGGCAGCGCUCAGCAGACAUUUGGCCAGCCAGCUCGCCCAGCCAACACAGGCUUCGGCCAGCCAGCUAAUGGCGGAUUCGGUCAGCCAGCAGGUGGAUUUGGUCAACCAGCUAACACAGGCUUCGGUCAGCCAGCUAACCAGGGCUUUGGACAACCAGCCGGUGGAUUUGGCCAACCAGCAAACACAGGCUUCGGUCAGCCAGCUCGUCCAGCUAACCAAGGAUUUGGUCAACCAGCAGGUGGAUUCGGUCAACCAGCUAACACAGGCUUCGGACAGCCAGCUAACCAAGGAUUUGGACAGCCAGCCAGUGGAUUUGGCCAACCAGCAAACACAGGCUUCGGUCAGCCAGCUAAUACUGGAUUCGGACAGCCAGCUCGUCCAGCUAACCAAGGAUUUGGUCAACCAGCAGGUGGUUUCGGUCAACCAGCUAACACAGGUUUCGGCCAACCAGCUAAUACUGGAUUCGGCCAACCAGCCGGCGGAUUCGGACAGCCAGCUAACCAAGGAUUUGGUCAACCCGCUAACCAGGGCUUUGGACAGCCAGCUAACCGCCCACAACAGAACCAACAGAACUUUAGCUUGUUCUAA
Molecule: messenger RNA, 1389 nt
Organism: Trichomonas vaginalis G3
Lineage: Eukaryota; Parabasalia; Trichomonadida; Trichomonadidae
Product: lipid binding
Exons: 1
Coding region: 1-1389 (462 amino acids)
Molecular function (GO): GTPase activator activity
Source: RefSeq, a predicted model, not a curated record